Messenger RNA from Electrophorus electricus (electric eel), 2722 nucleotides. RefSeq names its product G protein-coupled receptor 183a. NCBI's taxonomy places the organism in Eukaryota, Metazoa, Chordata, Actinopteri, Gymnotiformes, Gymnotidae. Gene Ontology annotation, biological process: G protein-coupled receptor signaling pathway. Gene Ontology annotation, molecular function: G protein-coupled receptor activity; oxysterol binding. The record is from RefSeq and is a predicted model, not a curated record. Gene Ontology annotation, cellular component: membrane.
AAACUAACCAGGAAAUAUGCUAGAAUGCAAAAAAAAAGAGAACCCUUAAAAAAUUGGGCAGAUCUUAAACAACCAAACAGGAAAUUAUGUCAGUUGCCAUGGUGUCAGAUCUACAUAGGAAAGGACGUUUGCUGUCUGAUCGUUUGAAGAAACGUGGUCCAUGCUGGACCAGCAGAGACAACACCCAUCUCUGCCAUGCUGACAGAAACAACAGAUACACUGGGAGAGUGGAGACAAACAAAGCAUUGAUCUGUCAUUUUUCCAUUCUGACCUUGUGGAUUCUACGAUGGUGACCACGAAUGACACCAGUGCCCUGGUGCCUUCCUCCAGCAACUGCACCAACCUGUAUGACCACAGCGGGUGGGCACGCGUGUUCCUGCCCACCGUUUACUUCGUUAUCUUCGUGGCAGGGCUGCUGGGUAACAUGCUGGCCCUCCACGUCAUCUGGCCCAACACGAAGAAAAUCAACUCCACCACACUGUACUCGGCCAACCUGGUGGUGUCCGACAUCCUGUUCUCGCUGACUCUGCCGCUGCGCGUGCUCUACUACGCGCUGGGCUUCCACUGGCCGCUGGGUGAGGCUCUGUGCAAGGCCUCCGCUCUGCUCUUCUACCUCAACGUGUACGCCGGUGUCAACUUCAUGACGUGCCUGAGCGUGGACCGCUUCGUGGCCGUGGUGCUCCCGUUGCGCUUCGCCUGCCUGCGCCAGGUUCGCACUGUGCGCUACGUGUGCGCUGGCGUGUGGGCGCUGGUGCUUGCCCAGACGCUGACGCUCCUGGGCAUGCCCAUGAGCCACAAAGAGAGCGACGGAUGGGUCACGUGCAUGGAGUACCCCAGCCUGGAGCAUGUGGAAGGCCUGCCCAUCAUACUGAUCUGCGCCGUGCUCCUGGGCUACGGCCUGCCCCUCGUCACCAUCCUGGCGUGCUACUCGGCGCUCUGCUUCAAGCUCCGCCUACUGGCCAGGACAAAUCAGCUGACGGAGCGCUCGGGCCGCAGCCGCAAGGCCAUCGGUGUCAUCUGCUGUGUCAUCCUUGUGUACGUGGUCUGCUACAGCCCCUACCACAUCGACCUUCUGCAGUACAUGGUUCGGAAGCUGCACUACGAGCCGGACUGUGCCGAGCUGCACGCCUUCCAGAUCUCCCUGCACAUCACUGUUUGCCUGAUGAAUCUCAACUCGUGCUUGGACCCCUUCAUUUAUUUCUUCGCUUGCAAAGGCUACAAGAAGAAGAUGCUGAAGUUGCUCAGGAGGCAGAUCAGCACAUCCUUCUCCAGUGUAGCUAGGACUUCCCCAGAGGGCUCUUCCCGGGACGUGAUUGGCCACGACAAAAUCCAAAUGAACAGUAGGGCCUAUCAGAAAGUGGAGCAGCGAGGGAGAAAUUCUCAGCUUCUGGACAGUGAACAGAGUCCAAAUAGUGACAGCGGAUUCGGAACCACCGGGAAAGUGGCUCACUAUGCAACAAAACAAAAUAUGCUGCCAUAGGAGCAAUGUGAGCAGUUUUCAGGAAGAUUAUAUCAGGGCACAACUGAUGUUCUAUAAUUUAUUACUCUCAGUGUAUAUAUUUCUCAUCUCUGAUCUGUCCGUUAGAAUUAUAUUGCUUACUGCCAUAUUUUUGUAUAAUAAUAAAAUUGUUGCUGUUUCAAAUGUUUAAGAUAUCAUCAAGUAUUAGUUCCUUAAAACCUAAUCUUUUUAAGAUCUUUUGGCUGGGCUCCUCAGAAGAAGAGACAUGUUCUCAUUAAUGGUCUCUAAUCUAAGAGUGCCCCCUUCUGUCAUACUCCUCUUAGAUGUGUUUGCAGGGUUAGAUGUCGGUUAACAGAGUGAUCAUUACCACAGUCCUUGACCGCAGUCUGUGACCACAGCCUAUGUAUGAAAGCACUGUGCUACAAAAAAUUAAACCAAAGAGUGCUUGCAACUCAGUCUUUGUCAUCUGUAGUUUUAGAUUAAAAAAUAGAUUUUUUUAAACUAUCCAGAGAUUUUGUAAAAAGCACCAAUCAACAUAUGUUUCCUAAUCAUAUGCAUAGAAAAGCAUUGUCUGUUUAACUGCAGUUUCAGAGAUGUGCCUCAAGAGGGCAAUAUAAUUCGACAGCACAUUCUAUAUCCCUGUAGCCUCAUUAAUUUACUUGCAAUGCAUUGACACCUUUACACUGGCAAAGGGCCCAUAGGCAGAAGUACAGUCUAUUUGUUUUAGCAGCAAAUGGCAAUGACAACAUCAGUCCAAUUUUCCUUAGAAAAACUUAACUGUUAACUGUCUGCAAAAUUUCUCCUUUCUCCUCAUUUGGGUUGUGCAAAGUAGAGAUGGUUAUAACAUUUAAUCAGGGGAAUCUUCAGUUCAUGAUUCUGAAUGGGUGAAAGCUGCCAGUUAUAAAACUUUCCUGCCAAUCCAGGGCUCAUGCAGGAACUCAGAUCAGCGUUAAUGCAUGCUGUGUGGAUUUCUGGCAACAACCUGAAACCUCUUUUUGGUUCUGAGCUGAGAAAUGCCUUCUUUUAUACAUUUUGUCCAAACUGCGAGAUGCAAGGCUAUCUUCCUCCUCACAGAACAUGCCAAACCACGUGCCAACUGUUCGAUCUGCAGCCUGACAAGCCAGACAUGAAAAACGCUACCCAUUUCCCCUUUAACAGCUGGACAUUCUGGUGUUUGCACCAGAAAAUGCAUCAUAAAAUAGAUAUCUUUUCUAAAUACCUUCAUUAUGUUCCAGCCAGCAGGUCUGCCCAAAGAUUGGUUCC